Molecule: messenger RNA, 5245 nt
Organism: Pararge aegeria (speckled wood butterfly)
Lineage: Eukaryota; Metazoa; Arthropoda; Insecta; Lepidoptera; Nymphalidae
Exons: 14
Coding region: 82-5112 (1676 amino acids)
Source: RefSeq, a predicted model, not a curated record
UUUGAAUUUUUUGGUAUUAGUGUUAGUUUAGCAAUUUGGUGGGUAUUAUUCUUACGAUUAUAUUUCUAUGUCUGCCUCUCAAUGGAAGUGAUUCAAUUGUUAAGGAAGGUUAAAAGUUUGAAUGACUAUGCAUCCAUUACUCAGGAUAUGGCGAAGAAUAUUUCCAAUUUAAAAGUGCAGUUCAGUAUGACUACCGUGCUGGCAUUGAAAAAUAUUCGGUCCUACGAAUUAGAGUAUUUCAAAAAGUACAACCAAGGUGGUGCAGCAACCAUGAUGUUCGAACUGCUAUUAAGAUUACCACCUUCAAAAACAUGGAGUGUUAUGGGCAAAGAAUUAGUCAUUUUGAUCCAAUUUUGGCUGUACUCUAUAAAGAAUCACCUUAUUCCCAAUUAUACACAAUGGUGGAAAUUUUUAAGUGUAAUUUUGAGUUUUAUUCAGCAAUUAUAUUUAAAGCAUAAAUCCAUUAUCACCUGCCUGGUGGAGAAAACCGGUGAUUUCUUGCUGCAUUUGGCCACCAGGAGUGAACUUAGCAUUGAGCAACUAUACCAAAUACUUCAGUGCUUCAAUAAGUACUGCGGUUUAGCAAGUCGAGACUUGAGAUAUGCGCUAAAGGAAAAAUUUGAAAUAUACUUCAUACAACUGGCCUCUCGCCUCGCGACGUGCGACGAUGUAUGCGUGCAGUUCACCAUAUUAGAGACGCUGGUUCGUUGGCUGCUGCCACGACAGGACAGAAAUGUGCGAGCGGAGGCGGUCGCGCGCUGGUUCCCCAACACCCUGUAUAAUAACGAGGCGGUACAGGUGUUUGUGGAACAAUCCUGGCUGAACUUCUUCAGUGACGCACGAAGUUUUAUUAACGCACUCAACGCAUCAAACGAUUGCGUAGUUUCAGUUUUGUGCGAAAAGUUCUACGUGGGAACAGUUCCUAUUGUAACUGGUAAGCGCGAGCACUGGUUAGACUUUAACUGCGGCUCCAAACGCAUAACUCUGUUACUGGAAUCGACGCUGUACCGAGCGCUCAAGGUGCCCCACCCAAGCGUCGCGGAGUGCGCCGCUCUCUGCAUCACCGCAGACAACACGGAAACCGCCAAAAUGCACAGCGGGCCGCACGGGGUGUUAUUGUCGUUGAAAAUAAUCGACCCACUGAAAAUGUUCGCGUCGAAGAUUCUAGAGAACAACUACGGCGUGAACAUCGUCAUCAGCUCACAAAGCAACGUUCAAAAAGUCGAUAGUGCUAUGAGGAAUAUAUUCGAUAAGAAAUAUCAAUUACUCUCAGACACGGAACCGUCCUUAGAGGCCCUGGAGCUAUCUCAGAGGUCAGACAGAGAUAGACGCGACAGCUCUCGAUUCAUCGAUUACAUAUCAGAAGAAGAUACAAGAUUCUCCAAUCCACCAGAAAUUCUUCGUCGGAAACUAUUGGAGCAAAGGGCUUUAGCUUCGCAACAGUCGCCAUCUUCCGUAUCUACUUCAUCGCUCGUUUUGUUACGAGAAACACUCAAAGCCUUCCCAGAAUGCCAAUUUGACAAGGAAGUUGAAAGGGUUAGUGUGAGGCCACAACUGCAGAGUGUUACUGAAGUUACCGAGACGGAAGAACGUCAAAGCGAUUCAUCGCUAAGCACGGCCAAACUUAACCAUGACGGCGUAGGCCCUACCAGCAGCCAAAGUCGAAUGUCAAGUCAAAAAUCUGGCUUAUCACAGAACGUUGAAGAAAGAAAAUACGGAAACCGUACUUGCACUAUUUCACCUAACAAAAAUAAAGCACCUGCAAGUAUAAUAGAUUUGCUUGCCCAAGAAGCUUUACAGUAUUCACGGCUGGAAGAUACACUCAAUACUCGCGAUCAAAGCACUGAUGUUGUAGAUAAAACUUUUUCUGCUACUAAAACUAGAUCGAGACGAUGUGAUAAACGAGAGUACAAUCAUAAGCCGACGCUUAUAUGUGAUGAAACAACGGGUGAAUCGAGCACUGCCUUUGUUGAAAACACCCCCGCUGUGCAUGUUAAAACAGCAAAUAGAGUAUCAACAGUUACAUCCAGAGAUAAAGAUAAAACUAAAGAUUCGAAGGAUAGUGGUUUUGGACAGACUUUUGAUAACAAAACCAUUGAAACUUUUUUCUUCCAGCACUGUUCUGAAAAUAAACAUGGUGAUUUAAUAAUCAGUCCCACGUUAGCGGGAAGGUUAAUGGAUUCAAAUUUAGAGUCAUGUGAAUCAUUUUUUCUUUGUCCUCCUGUAAUCCAGGAUAAUAUAUUUAAUUUUAACUAUAUGGAAGUUAUAGAAUGCUUAAAUUCUCUGAUUGAUGUAGUCUGUGAUGAUUUGGAUAAGCAUGUAGAAUAUUUGAGCGAACAUUUAGAUAAAAACAACACAAAAAAUAAAGAUACAAUAGAAGCUGGCCUUUGUGAAGUACCUUUAGAAGUUGUUACAAAUAUACUUGAGGGGGGCAAAAAAAUACCUGCUAGAAAGAGCAAUAGAAAAACUAAGCCAUUGAAAGGAAUUAAAUUAAAAUUUAAAAACACUAAAAAACAACCUAAUAUGCCUAAGAGAAAUAACAAACUAGAUUUAAAAUUGCAAGAAAAAAAGACUGCGUCGGAAGAAAUUGUAAGCGGCUUGGACACAUCAGCUGAUAAUAUAAUCCCUGUUAUACCCGAAAGAAAAUCGACUGAUGAUGAGUUAAAAACUCCCUUUAGUAAAAGGAAACGUAAAUUGUAUUCAACAAAAGACGAAAAUUUAAUGAAUGCAAAAGUAGGAAUACACGUGUCCGAAACCUCAGAAGAUAACAGUGCUUUAACAGAAUGUAGAACAGCACACAUAUCUCCGGUUCCCACUGCGACUCCUUAUAAAGAGUUGGAGACAUUGCGCAAAAAUGCAGCAACGCGACAGUUGCGCAGACGAAAAGUACAAGUUUUAUCACCAAAAACCGUUGAAAGGAACAGUAUUUUCGAUCGACUCAAAAAUAGUGAUAAUAACGAAGUGCCAAUUGUGGUAGGGAAUAAGAAACCUGGUGAUAUCGGUGCCGUUUACGAAUUCACGUGCAGCAGUGAGGAUGAUGAGGAUUUCAAAAUUACAAAAGCGAUUACUCGUAAUGACUCGAAGAAAAUACGGUCUGGCCUAAAUAAAUCCAAGAUGGAUACCGUUCCAAAAGGUACUUCCAAAGAUACACCGACAGUUGCGAAACGAACACGUUCUAAAUCUAAACUGCAGAUUAGUAAAAAAAAUGUGUCACCCGAAGCUUCAAGAGAGUUGGUCGACGAGCGUAUGAGAGAGGCCACUGAAGUUUUAAACACUUCUUUAAUAAUAGAAUCUCGAGAAGAGGAUCUCAAUAUUGCACUCGAGCCUGCGCAUAAAAAGCCGAGAAUGGAAAUCGUUCCAGAUGAUAAAGAAUGUGAAAUAGCCACAGAUCCCAUGAAAAAGUCUGAUAAGCGAAAAGAGAAUGUAUCACAACGUUCAAAAGGAAAGAGAUCUAACAACAAAAAAAAGCUAGUAAAUGCUAAGAAAAUGGAUGAUGAUACUAAAACUAUCAGUCCUUUGCCAGGGCUUGAGAUCGAAACGGCACAAAAAAUGGUUGAAGCUGAUAAUUCUAUUCUAAUGUUGGAAAGAUUGAACGAUAAAUAUGAAGGCAACUUAGACGUAAUAGAUCUUACUCAAAAUUUACUGUCCGAAUCGGAACACGUGACCAAUAGCCCGCCCGUAUUGGACAUUAUCGAUGACGAGUUUAACAAAACGGUCAAUAUUAAAAAUAGAUUAAAAUGUGGAAUAAAUAAUACACCAACCGGGUCUGAUCGACUUUGUGACGAAAGAUUAUCGUCUUGUUCUAAUGUAUCUGUAAACAAAGAAAUGGUUGUCGUAGUAGACAAGCUGGAUAUACAUUCCGCAAAAUCAAUACUAACAACUGGAAGUAGCCCAAUAACAGCUCACGGAGUGCUCGACGAAACUCCACCGCAAUUAAACGAGAUCCAUAGACGAAUCAAUCCGCGGAGCUUAGAAACACAAGACUUCAGCGAAGACGUGAUCGAUUACUAUAACAAACUCACCGAUGAUCUUCACGCAUCAAAACAUAACCGUGGUAGACGAUUCGACAGUAAUAAAUCACAAGAAAGUAAAGCAGCUAUACCUUUAAGGGAUUACAAUACUCGAAGUUCCAAUAACUUACAAGAAAGCGGGAAUUCUAAUAAAACUGAGAGUGUUUCCGAAACUUCGCCGCAGAAACAUAGCAAAAUCAUAACAGCGAGAUCAUCUUCUGUUUCUAUUACCAGACUGUCGCAAAAAGAAAUCGAUAGAUACAUAUCCACUCACGAUAACUCAUCACUCUCUGUUUCAAUUACUAGAUUAUCGCAAAAAGAAAUCGAUAGAUACGUAAGUUCUUGUAAUUCAGCAUCACUGUAUUCCAAGAGCGAGGAAUCGGUACCGAGCCCCAAAGAUCAUAAAAUCAACGAGAAAAAUGCAAAGAAAGUCCGCAAGUCGACUAUCUCGCCGAUAAUUCUCAAAGAUUUCAAUAUCAAAGAGAAAUCUAUGUCGUCGGCAGAGGAGAAUCCUUCGAAAACUGCAGACACUUCUACAACUAGAAAAGUGCGAAGGGACGACCAAAUUGCGACUAUAUCUGUAGCAGAGAACAAAAAGUCCGAAACCAAUAAUAAAUCAAUGACUGAAAUGAACGAUAUUCAGCCCAGUAGCUCGAGCGUCGAUAAAUGGUUAUACAGAAAUGAGCGUCAUAAACAAAGUAACACAGAAGAAGCAACUCUAAAAGAAGUUCUCUUAACUGUUCAAGAAAAAUUGGAUACUACGUUACAUGAAAUUCACCUCAACGCGAGCAAAUCGUUGAUAAAGAUGUUAGCACAAACUCACUCUGAGCUGAACAGUCUGAGUGCGGAGCGUGAGGAGCUAUUCCAGCGGACGGUCGAGGAACUGGACGGCAUCAUCAACGGCAAGUUCGCGAUGGUGGAUAGCACAUUGAAAGAGAAAAACGAAAAAUUCAUGGCCGAUUUUAAAGCGAUUACCCGCAAAAUCAUAGUCGAAGAGGCACGGAAGAAAAGCGAUUUUGUGAAGCUGUUGAAGGAAGACAUUCAAGCUGCCCUAAAUCCCACCAUCAGAUGCGAUGAUGGUGAUGGUGAUAGCGAUGAUUAAAUUUAUUGUAAUGUAUGUAAUACCGUCGUAUGUCGUACUGAUAUUGUAGUAGAGAUUUUAGUGACUACCGCCGUGCUUAUACUGUCGCCGAGGAGCAUUGUUCUGUACCGAUGUGAAGGGCGUAGUUGCUGGU